AUUUCAAGUGUUAAAAUAAAUAAUUGGUCCUUUAAUGACAAAUUGUUACUUUUUGAACUUAAAAUAAGAGGUCUUUCUUGAAAAGUUAACAGGAUUUUUAAAUGUUUUCUACGUUCUGUUGGUUAUAUUGUCUACAAUUCUCACGGUAAACUAACCGAAAACAAUCUGACAAUUUGCUAUGGAUAAUAGUGAUCAUUCAGUAACGAAAGUAUUUGGAAGUACAUGAUCUGCAAUUCAGGGUUCAGCAACUCUAUAAUCUUUCUUUUGGUUUCAAAAAAAAAUUUGAAUGGAUUUUGAGCUCUGUCAAGAUUAUACACUGAGUGAUUAAAAAUGUUCUGGCAAUCUUCUUACGAGGGUUCAGUCACACCACUGGAGUUUUAUAAUUCAGUGGAACUUAUUUGUCCACGAUCUUCCAGCCAUGGCCACGGAAGGGUCGUCGGAGUUGCUGGAAUCGACCGGCAGCGCCUUCGACUUCAACGACAGCCUCCUGAGCCUGCUCGAGUGCCCCGUGUGCACCGAGUACAUGCGGUCGCCCAUCAAGCAGUGCGUGAACGGCCACGCGCUGUGCAGUCUCUGCAAGCGGAAAGUGUCCAAGUGCCCGACCUGCCAGGGCUCGUUCCUCGACACGCGCAACCUCCCGCUGGAGAACCUCGCAGAGAAGAUGCUGUACCCGUGCGAGAACGUGCUGGCUGGCUGCGGCCGCCGCCUGGCGUUCGGGGAGGUGUCGGAACACGGCCGCUCCUGUGCGUACCGCCUCUAUGAGUGCCUCCCGGGACGCGACGAGGGCUGCAAGUGGGCGGGGCGGCGCGGUGAGAUCCUGGCCCACGUGGAGACUGAGCACGACGGCUAUGCCUGGAUGAAGGAGGAGGUGAACACCCUGUACUACGACACCUUUGACUUCUGCGCCACCAGCAACUUCUCGCAGGUCAUCAACAUACACGACGAGAUAUUCUGGUUCCACGACAGGCUCAAUGCAGAGACUAAGAAGUAUUACAUAGCAGUUCAGUACAUCGGUCCGGUGGAAAACAGACUGAAUUUUACUUACAAAGUUGAGUUCGUUUCUGAAUGUAAAAAUUACGAGUUUGUAUUCAAAUGUAUAACCCACAGUGAUACGGAUGAUGUUAACGACAUAUUUGAGUCUGAAACAUGUGCUGUGAUAAACUAUAACAUUAUAGAGGUGUACCUCAAGGAGAAAUCAUUGGCUUAUAAUCUGAGUGUUAUGAAGUGCUCACAGUGAUUAUAUAAUUGUUAUAGAUUGAUGGUUUUGAUUGGAAUGUAUGUAAAUUAAGUGUUUUCCUUUAAGACUGAGUUUUUUUAAUGCAUGAGAAUUGGUAACCUGUAUGUAUGUAUGUAUGUAUGUAAUGAUUUUGUAGUGAUGACACAUGCAAUUUUAUUAUCGAAGAAUUUUAAAAUUUAACUUAAACUGGUAUUUUGUAUAUUUUGACUAUAUUUUUUACUAUAUAUGUAUAUGAAGUGGUUGUAUUGGUUUGUUACAUUCUAGGUUGGCCCAGCUUGGCAACCAAGAAUAGUAACAAUACACUUUAAUCACUUGAUAAAUUUGUUUGUAUACAAUGAUUUUGAAGUUUGGUUUUUUUAAGUUUGUCCAAUUGCCAACAACAAAGAAAAAUUAUUCCCUUAGAAUAAAAUUUUGUCGUGGCAUUAAAAAUUACAGGGUUUAAGGCAGUCUGUUAUUAUUAUUUAUCAAAAACAAAAAAAAAUCAGUAGAUCAUAACUUACAUAACAGGUCCAGAUGAUGAAUCGCAUAUUCACUGUAGCAUGUUGCUCGAUUAACUAAAAAAAAAAUUAAAGUCUAUGUUUUGCUGUAGAACGAAGGUAGCAUAAAUCCGCGGAAAAUAUCCCAGGAGAGCGACAACAGUCACCCUUAGCCGACGCCUGUGGUCAUUUUUAAGUUAAAAGUCCGAAAAUUAAUUUUGAAAAAGGGUUAUGACGUCCCUCGGCCUAUGGUCCCUAAUUCCCUGUUUUGCCCAUGUAGCUCUCGUCGGUGAGGAAGUGAGUUCAGGCCAACGUGGCCGGGACCGGAAAGUAAGGGACCAGGAGGGAACUUUGCGUAUGUGGAAGGAAUGGUAGGUAGUUCCAAGGAUAAUGCGAUGAUGUCGUUUUCACGAGCACCUUUUAUUUCCGUACAAAAAUCCUGUCGCAGCCUGGCCGGCACGUCGCGAAACGAGCGUCCUCCUCUGCUGCGACCCGGACUCCCGGAAACAAACACUUGGAGACAAAAUGAGAACCGGCGUAACAGCGAAUGCGGUCCCGUAGCGAAUCGUACCGGUUGCGAAAAGUUCACUGGUGCUUCGUAGCACGUACGCGACUCGUGACGUAUGCGUAGACGACUCUAUGACGAUAUAUACAGAUUAAGAGAGUAGAAAAGUCAGACGAGCACUGCGUGCGUCUCGAGCGGAAUGAGUUACGGAGUUACGAAGACGCGAUCUUGUUAACGAGGCUUAUCGCGAGGAAUCCUGUCACAGCCUGGACGACCACGUCGGUAGACGAACGUUUCAUCCACGCUGCGACCCGGACCCCGUACUACCUCUCGCGGAGCGGAGCGAAGGAGGUCCGCUCCGUGCGACUUCCAGUUGGCAACUGACUGACGCUCCGCCGCCCGCCCGCGCGGGCUGCGGAGGGGAGGAAGGGGAAACGGGCCGGCGGGGAAGACGCGACUCGCGCAGCGGGCCAGGCUUGCCGAUCUACAUGAUAUGACACAGCACUUGGAUGAGUUAAAGAAUUAAUACAAAAGAGGUAUUUACACAACAUUUACACACUCGUGGAGGCUUGUGGUCACUUAAAGAAAAGGCAUAAAAACAUAAUUAUUUAUACACUGUGACGUCUGCUGACGUACCAGGGCGCACGCGGGUGCGUCCCUGCUCGUAGCACUGCACUUAGGUUGCACUGGUAUUGCAAGAGAGGACGUUGACGAGGCAUAACGGCCUGAAGGAGCCGAGGAGACACUUGGGUCAACGUCAGUUACUUUUCGGCCUAGCUCCAACUUCAACUUUAUUUUUCCCAGCGAGCUGCCGACAACGCGGCCGCACGUAGCGACAACUAAACUAACAAUGAAGUUGUCUUCCUUUACAAAGGUGUCAACUGACCAAUCGCAACACAGAUCCAGAAAAAUGACCAUAUGAGCAGAAAUACUGAAAAAUGUUUUUUUCUCUGAAAGUCUGGGAAGACACAUUACACCAACUCAAGGCUUGCUCUGAUUGGCUGGUGAGGCAGAGCCCAGCGAAAGUUAUGGUUCAUUACUGCACAGUCGUGUGCUCACGUGUUGGGUUUUCCCAAUAAUCUGAGGCGUGAAAAAUAACUUGCUGGCGACAGUGUGUUACACCAGUGUCUUCCUUUCUUUUGAAACCUUCUAGAAUGUUUCAAUCUUACUACCCAGAAUAUGCUUUAAAAUUUGACAAAAUGUAAUGAAUACACAUGUUAAUUUUAAGUAAAUUACAGUGAAACAAAUAAUAAUAAAACACACUACAUUCAACUUUAUAUAUAAAUCAAUAAUAAUAUUAAAGCAUAAACAAAAUGUUUUAAAUUACCAUACAUAAACAUAAUACAAGAAACAUUCAGAAAACAUCAACAUAAAACAUUCUCUGUCGAAGUGUUAUUAGUAGUAGGGAGCAGAAAUUCUGUGAUUUUACAUAGGGUGAAGUAAAAUUAUGUUAAUAAAUAGCUGUGUGUGUAGGCCUGUCUUACACCUACAUAUACUGUAUAAUAAAUUGACAGGGUGGCAAUUUAGACAAGAAUUUUGUGAGACUGGAAAAUGUAUAAUUUCUGUGAUUAAGUGAAGGAGUUAAGGUAAUUUGACAUGUAUAACAUAUUUUCCAUCAAAUUGACUUACCACUGUAUCAUAGUAUUAAGUUUUUGUACAUUGUUUAUAAAUUUUUAGCAAUUUUUAAAGUUUAGCAAGGGAGCCAUUGGUUCUCUACAUUUCCGAACACAACUUGUCAUGGUCAUUUGCAACAAUUUUUCUAGAAUGUUGUAGAUGGUCAAUAAUUUUGUGAGUGAUUUUCUGUGAAAUGUCUUGUAAGAAAUAAAGUGUAAAGACAUUGGUAGAAAAUAUGGAUUUGGAUUUUCUUAAUGGUCAAAGAAUUAGAAUUUUUAUUCCGGCCCAGUGCUUGUGAUGCUAAAGAACCAUUCAUAAUCUCAUAAAAGUUUCAGAAAUCAAUUUAAAAAAAUGAAUUGUAAUUAGUAAUUAGCACAUUAACUGCAGAAAAUAAUUAUAAAAAUAUUUACAUCUUUAUUCUUUUUUUUUUUGCAAAAAAAAAAUAAUACUAUGAUUAAAAUACAUUUGCACAUGAAAGAUGUCUGAUAUUUAGGCCUAUAUUAAAAUAUCCUUGUCACACACUAUUGCGAACCAUCUGAUAAUUACAUUGGAUCUUUUAUUUGCAAUUUCAUUAGUUGGAUGAUUAGUUUUUAUCUUUGAAGUUUCAUACUAUAUUUUAUUGAGAAGCAUGUGAAUUUUGGACACACAGGAAAAAUAAAAUACAUAGAAUUUCUGGUUUAACAAUUUAGCACAAAUACUAUUUACAAUUACUAAGUUACUUCAGUAUAGAGUUAUUUGACCUUAUAGUUUAGAGCUUUCUUUUUAUGUCUUGCCUAAAUAUGUGACUUAAGUGAAAACUGCAAAUUAUUUUUCUUGCAGUUGUCUAGAUAGUGAAAUUGCUUUCAAACAUUUACAGUUAAACCCGUUUAAGACGACGCAGCUUAAGACGUUUUCCUGCCUAAACUGUCAGACUAAUAUAGCACCAAAUUUUCCUAUGCCAUUAUCCUUAACAUCCCUUAACACUAUUUAACAGUGGGAAAUGAGUUUUAAUGCAAGUAAAAUAUUUCCGGAAAUUUUGAACUCUCGAAUUUCUUUGGAAAAGAUUGCAUUCACAAAAUUUUUGUAUCCAUUCAAAAAUACUCACGAUGUGUUAGUUAUUUUACGGAGUAUUAAAUAGAUAAAUAUUAUUAAAUAUAUAUUAAAUAGAUAAUUUGGAAUGCAGCAUGACAGCAUAAGAUUAUUACUGUAGUGCAUCAGCCUGAUUUGAGAAGCAGAUAAUACGUAAUAAUUUUUAAUUGCAGACAGGAUUUAAAAAAUAUCUCGAUAUUGUUUAUAAAAUUUUAAAUGUGAUUAAACUGAACAUGCAUGUCGUCGGCGCUGUUUCUUGGCAAGCUACUGCCAGGAAGGAUGGAGACAUAACCAGAUAUCUUAGUGGCCCGUGCUGGUUUAGGCAUUCGACACUCAAAACAAAAACUUCCUUUGUUUUAACUCGUCCUCUGUCCCAAGCCUUCAAGGGCACCAGUGUCUCAUCAUUCCUAGCCCUUUUCCUGGUAGGAUGUAUUUCCCUUCAUAUGCCCCUCUAUGCCCAGCCUUAGCAGUUCCACCCUUGUGAAUCACAUCCCAGCCACAGAUUUGAAAUAAAGAAUAAUGAAACGGUAGAAUGAAAUAGCAUCACAUGCUGAAGUUUUUCUUUCUAACAAAUUUCUAUUUAAUCAUUUCUGCAUCAAGUAUAAUUUUCUGAAUGGUUCCUCAGUAUAAGUAUAUCACAAUUACUAAGUAUAUAUAAUCCUAGAAUUCUCUAGGUUUGUAUCAGUGAGGUUUCUCUAAUGUAAUUGUUUCCCUCUAAUUCCAUUUAAACUUUAAUAUUGUGUUUGUUACAAACAUUGCAACUAUUUAACCCAUGAAAAUUUAUUUUUAUUAUUUACCCUUUUAAUAAGUUUUCCUGCUUAGAAAGCACAUUUUGUUUGGUUUUUUCCAAUAUUUUCUUAAGAGGGUUUUACUGUACUUGUAUAUACACAAUAAAUAAUUAUUCAUGGGUUAAACUUUGGUUUACUUCACAUAACAGUGGAAUAAAUUAAAUUGUUUUUACAAGGGGUUUAAUAUUUUAACUGAAUGUUGAAAAGUGUGCAAAACUAUUUAAAUAAUGACAAGCAUGUCUACAACAUUGACAAAUUACCUAUGUACUUACACCAAUAUUAGUUUGUUUUUUUUUUAAUCAAUUAUUAGCUCACUUGAACCGUUUUGAUUAUAGUAUCUCAUUGUGAUUUACUACUUGCACAAGGUCCUAUGACUUUUUGGCUGGUGGUACUCAAAUCGUAUAGAUUAGUAAAAUAAAUUAUUGUGUGUUCAGGUUUUUUAUUUUAAGUGGUAAUAGUUAUUUUAUACUCAAAAAAAUGACUUCAAAUGUAUUUAUUUAUUUUCAGCUAGACUGCUAAAUUGACAUAUGUGCAAACAUUAUUCUUUGUAUAUGUAAAUUCUCCAAUUUGGUCAUGAUUGUAUUUUAAAUUAAUUUCUGGAGCAUUGCUUGUUUUCUAGCAUUUUCAAUCAUGUUUCAAUAUGAUGCAAUAAGAGUUGCAGGAGGUUGUGUAGCUGUGUUACAAUGCUGUCAUUUUUUGGCAUAUUUAAUUUUGGACAUGAAGGUGACUUGUCUCAUGCUUCCAAACAUCUGGCUUUACUCAGUGUUGCGGUUAGAUAAAUGCAUCGCAUACCACAGGAGUCAUUAUUUGAUUACAGAUUAGAAGGUGUCUACCAGAUCUAGUAAAUGAAAUUCUCUAAGUUUUCCAGGUCUAAAACUGAAUUUUUUCAGGUUUUCUUUAACUCAAUUACGACAUUCCACGAAACUGAAAUAACUGCAUAACAGUACAUUGACGGGUUUCAAUGUAUUUCAACUCACUUAAAUUAGUAAAAAAUAUUACCUUCUUCCAGACGUGGUCAAAGUGACUCAAUUGAUGGCAAAUAAAACAUGCUGCUACAAAUAUUUCACACACCUACUUUUGCAAAAACAUUAAUUAAAGGAAGCUCCCAUCAAUUUCGCAGUGACUCAACUUUUGCAUCUAUUGCACUUGCUUCAGAACGAGCCAAAUCCAACACUCGAGCCUUCUUCAACUGCAAUGCCUUGAUCUCCUCUUCAACUCUUCUUUUUUCUGCCUUCUUCUUGUCUGUAGCUUCCUUUUCUUUUUGUUUUGUUUGCAGGGCUUCCUUACGCCUACAACUAGCAUUUCUUACAUACUGUAACAUGGACUUGGUGAUAUCAACAUGCUCUACACCUCAAGAACGUUGAACAAAGUCGUACAUCUGUCUUUGUGCGAUCAGUAUUUCUUCCUGCAAGUUUUCAGUCAGCAGAUUAUAAUUCACUGAAAAUCCUCUUUCCAAUGAUGCAUUUCCAUGGGAAAGUACCAUCAUCAUCCUCACAAACUUUAAAAGGCCUAUUUUGGCAGCUACUGUAUGUGCCUUAAGAAUGAGCAUCCACAAGUGAUCAAGGUGCCCGUCUUCUCAAGAAAAAGACAAGAACUGUGCUUCAGAAUCUUGCGAGGAACAUACCAACUGAUAUGAUCACUCAAUGUUACAUAUCAGCUUCUUGUCCUGAUAGCCACCUGUUUUGAAGACAACAUUCUAAACUGUAUUUCACACGCUGUUUCCUCACAGCCGAAUUUAAAGCCACUGACAGACAUAAGCAGGAAAUUCCCUUGGUAAUUUUUUACUUCAGGGGACUUUGUCUUGAAGUUUUUUACCAUAACAUUUAGACAAGUCCUAACAUCAUUUUUCAGUAACAGGACAGACUGUUCUGGUACUUUCUCUUUCUUGAUGGCAUGGCGUACUGCAUAACCCAACUUGAUAUUGUUAGCAGUCAAUAGAUUUUUCUGGUUAUCUACAUCCAAUCGAGAUACAUUGCGUUUCUCCCUAAAGUUCUUCAGUACCUCUGGUUUCACAAACUUUCCUGCCAAAGCUAAUAAAAUGUCUACCAGUGAAUUAUAGAAAAGGUGCCAUGGGUGCUUCACUUUGGAACAUUGUGAGAAACAAAUUCAGCUCUGAUGCCAAAGAGUGGAAGAAUGUCAAUUUUACUUCUAGAAGAUAAACUUCAAGAGCACAUUUCACUACACUUUAAGAGACAGAUAAAAUAGAAACUUCACUAACAAAUUUCUUUAGGUGAGGUAACAUUUUCAUGGCACGCUCAGCAACUGCAGUAUUCCAUCUGAUUGCAGAAAAUUUCUUGGGAAAAAGCUCUGAUCCAGUUAUUCUAAUGAAAUCUGCCCUCCUUGCAGGUACAUGCUUAAACAAAUAGUAACUGUGCCUCAAAAAACUAACAACGUCCCAUUGUGUAGCAGAAAUUCCAAUUUUGAAAGCACCAUGGACCGUAUGAAGCCCACAGCUACCAAUUUCUAGCAACGAUGGCGAAUCUUCACCAAAAAAGUCUGUGAUGUGUAUUUUCAAAGCUAACAAAAAUGCCCAGUUUACGUUGAGGGUAUCAGAUACUUAAAAUUAAAUGCACCUGUCGGGAUAAUCCGAACGUGGGAAGCACAUGCUGCAGCACGUCACGUCAGCAGGAUAACAGACCAGCUUGAACCAGUUUGUAUCACUUGAUUUGACGCCACUUCCGAAUCCGGUGGUAAAUAAAAGAAAAUGGAUGUGGGAACUGUUCGUCAUUUGCCAUUCAAAAAUAAAAAUGGGAGGGGAUACACUUGAUGUUACGUCAAUGCAAGCUGAUCAAUAAACAAAAAACGUAUUGCCAACUAUAACCUACCAAACAAAAAUUCCCUGAUUUUUUAAAAAAAAUACCUGAUUUUUCCAGGUUUUCCAGGGUCGGUAGACACCCUGGAUUAGUCCAUCAAAACUUAAAUGUAGAGUUUCGUGGUGAGCACAAGCCUUGUUCAAGUCAUCUUUGGUGAUUCUUUCAUUUUGGACUCUUAUUUUAUUUAACCUCCAAAUUUGACCUCAAUUAGUGGAUGCGAGUGCAUGAAGCUUGAAGCCCAAUUUAUCCUUGUGCACCUAUUUGGGAGUGAGGUUUAUACUCGUAAAGAUGUCACAGCCUCUGCAUCACUUGCAUCGUCAAGAUAUCUAUUGAACUCAAGAAUAAAAGUGUUUCAAAAUGUGUUUUCCGCAUUGCUUCGCCAAUAAAAAUGUGUUUUGUAAUAAUUACGGUGAUAGGUCUUUCAUCCAGCUUUCUAUGGUUCACAUACUUCUUUGAACAGUAAUGCUCCAUCUCCAUCUGUAUUUAUUUUUCUUUUUAUACAGCCACUUUUAUCACAAAUACUUUUCAAAUAUCAUUGUACUGUAAGUCAAUUUUUCUUUGAUAUUCCCGUCCAACCAUAUUGACGUUCAAUAAUCCGGCAUGGCCGUAGUCCGUAACAUCUCAGAUUUAAGACCUUUCACUAUCACCAAAUUUUCAGCCUGGAGUUUCAAUUGGCGAUGCUAAAUUCCAUAGUCAAGAGAAAAGUAUAUAAUUACAGUUCUAAAAAAAAAUUAUUUUAUUUCAAAGUAUUGUUACGAUUUCCCUGCGGGUUCGUAAAGGAUAGCCCAAUUAAAGAUUUUUAUCACACACACAGUUUUAUUUAUUACCACUACUUGUCACUUACAAAUAAUCUUUUAAGAUGGCAAAUAAUUAACUACACUUAAAGAAAUGUCAAUUCCCCAGUCACUCGUUUCACACACCUCGCUGGGCCGCACUUCCGGCGCAACUCUGACCGCAGCACCCCUCGUGGGUCACCGCCGCGGGACUCCGUCGCCGCACUCCGCCGCUGCCGUCACACUCUUCGCCGAGAUCCCACACGACGACUCGCAACUUCACUCGGGACUCCGCCGCGCCCGCGACUCUAUCGCCCGGAAACUCCACUGCGGGAAAACUCCCGACUCCACUGAACUCUCUCACUCCCUGCCCUGGAACCUUCGUCCAAGGACUUCGCCACUCUGCCGCACCCGCGGCACUAUCGCCCGGAAACUCCGCCGCGGGAGAACUCCCCACUCGGACUCUGACUUAAGGUCGGCCCAACCUCCUUAUAUAGCCCUUGGGUUCCCGUCCAGAACAAUCGGGCAUGUCUCCGAGAUAUCGCGCGACCUUCGCCGUCGAAAUGCCCAGAAACGCGUCGUGAGUCCUCGAAGGACGCGGCGGCUGCUCAAAGAACGCCGAUAAACUCAACAAGCAUCGGGUUCCCACAAAACGCGCCGAUAAACAUGUCUAAGUCCUUUUAUUCCGCAGUGCGGCCUCUUUUAAGUAACUCGAUCUGAGGCAGGUGCGCGCCGCGACAGUCAGAAUGUCGCGAGAUAGUAUGACACGAGAUACCAGGGAGAGGAUGCGGGUGGAAGGGGGGCGCAGACAGGCCGAACGAGCACGGCGACGCCAAGCACUGCAGCCAAGCGCGAUUGUAACAGUAUAUAUUACAUAGUGUAACAGAACUGUCAAAAUGAUGUAUGAGUCGUGUCAUAUGACUGCUGCCUUCUAUCAGGCUUUUUAGUCACCAAACAAGUGGUUGUAGCCAAGGGCACAAUGUCCUGAGGUGAUAUAAAAUAAGGGGAAGGUUUGUUAUAUUGAAAGUGAUAGAGAGAUACUGCUUCCACAUGGAACUGAAAUAUGAUCUCUGUACCUCUAGUAUUUUAUGUAAUUUAAUCUCACAACUACUUUGCUAGAGCCAUUAAUCCUUGGUCCUGCAGGAUAAAAUAACCUGUAAACAUGUGACAUAGUGAUGUGUGUUAUCAUGUUGAGAACAAUGAACAGAACUGCCAGACAAGUGAAAUAUUGCACAUUUCUAUGUGGUGUCCAAGAACCAACUCUACCUAUUAGUACUAGUUAGAGCUAACUAGUGUGUUUAUAGCAUGUGUUUUUAUGAUGAUGUCUAUUUAUACAAUAAAAUAUAUUUAAUCAGA
Molecule: messenger RNA, 10630 nt
Organism: Bacillus rossius redtenbacheri
Lineage: Eukaryota; Metazoa; Arthropoda; Insecta; Phasmatodea; Bacillidae
Product: E3 ubiquitin-protein ligase SIAH1A-like
Exons: 4
Coding region: 419-1237 (272 amino acids)
Biological process (GO): multicellular organism development; proteasome-mediated ubiquitin-dependent protein catabolic process
Cellular component (GO): cytoplasm
Molecular function (GO): ubiquitin protein ligase activity; ubiquitin conjugating enzyme binding; zinc ion binding
Source: RefSeq, a predicted model, not a curated record